AUGCAGCAUUUGUUACAAGCUAGCCCCAUACUGGAUAGAUUGAAACAUAUCCAGCAAGUGUUGUCAUAUAAGAUACAGCUGACAACUUCACAAAAGGUUGUACUUUGGAGCUUAGGAGUAGUGGGCACAAGUGCGGUAGUUGUUGGAGUUCUGUCACGGUAUUUGGCUAGACGUCGGGCAAAGCCUAUAUUUAAUCCUAGAAUUCAAAGAGCAAUCAACAAAAGGUUGUCUAGAAUGAGGAGUCCUAAUGGAGGAAUGGGAUCAGUUGCAAGCAGUGGUGGUAGGAGCAGCCCUCUUGGAUUUAGUGAGAGGCUCUCAAUGGCAUCUGGUUCUAUUGGCUCCGGUGGUGGUGAUGCUGCGCCUCUCUCUCCACAGCAACUUGGUGUAAUGGGUAAGUCAACAAAAUGUUUUUUAUAUUUACUGCCAUCUUGUGACCAAAAGCCGAACCCUUUACUUGGUUGUGUUAUCACUUUCAAAUUUUAUUCAGCUUGGUCAUUUAUAUCUCAUGACGUCACAUUUGAAGAAGUACCUUACUCAUCAUAG
Molecule: messenger RNA, 543 nt
Organism: Danaus chrysippus (African queen)
Lineage: Eukaryota; Metazoa; Arthropoda; Insecta; Lepidoptera; Nymphalidae
Source: the annotation of a GenBank genome assembly